Messenger RNA from Lichtheimia ornata, 207 nucleotides. RefSeq lists its product as uncharacterized. The transcript has a single exon. Lineage: Eukaryota; Fungi; Mucoromycota; Mucoromycetes; Mucorales; Lichtheimiaceae. The coding region runs from base 1 to 207 and encodes 68 amino acids. The record is from RefSeq and is a predicted model, not a curated record.
AUGAUGAAUUCAAUCCUUGGUGAUUUCCUCGACAAGUUUGCCCUGGUUUACCUUGACGACAUCCUUAUCUUCAGCCGUACCAAAGAAGACCAUCUCAAGCAUGUUCGAAUGGUGUUGGAUCGUUUGCGAGCCCAUAAGCUAUACGCCAAUAUCCGGAGAAGUGCGAGUUCAACAAGACUGAAUUGGAGUUUGUCGGCUUCCAAGUGA